AUGUCGUUCUUCGGAAACAACAAUACGAACACCUCGACGGGCUUCGGUGGUUUUGGUGCCUCGAACACGGGCUUUGGCGGCAGCAACAACAAUACCUCAUCAGGCGGCGGCCUGUUUGGAGGCAGCGCGGCCACGUCGGGUGGCUUUGGUAGCGGUGGUGGUUUUGGCGCCAACAAUACCAGCUCGCCAUUCGCGAGGCCCGCAUCUACAGGCUUCGGCAACACGACCGCGGCCACCACGAGCGGUGGCGGUCUCUUUGGGGCCAACACAAGCACAAGCGGUGGCUUUGGAGGCGGUGGGUUCGGAAACAGCAACCAAACGAGCACGGGUUUUGGCGCGCAACAGAACACAGGUGGAUGUAAGUCUGAACGAAGCUCUGAUGAGAUUCGCGAGCAAAACGCUUUCAAUACAAAACUCCUGGCUAACGACUAUGCAGCACUUUUCGGACAGAGCAAGCCCGCGACAACUGGGUUUGGAUCCACUACGACAGGAUCGAUCUUUGGUGGUGGUGGUGGUAGUAGCAACACCGGGGGUGGAUUCGGUGGUAGCAACACUACCUCAGGCAACCCAUUCGCGAGCAACACCGGGAGCACUGGAUUUGGUGCAUCGAACACGAACACGAAUGCGAGUACUGGAGGAUUUGGAGGCUUUGGCGGGGCGAACACUGCUGCCACCACCAACAAUGGCACCGCAAGUGUACCCUUCCAGCCAUUCAAUGAGAAGGACCAGACCUCGAACCAGACGUCACUCUACCAAUCUCUUACGUUCCAGCAACCGUAUCAGAACAAGAGUUUUGAAGAGCUGAGAGUGGAGGACUAUCUGCAGGGCAGACGAUACGGCAACGCCAAUGGCCAGGCUGGUAGCUUCGGCCAGUCUACUGGGUUCGGUGGUAGCGUCUUUGGUGGUGGAAAUACUACGAACACCAGCACUGGUGGCUCGCUCUUUGGUGGACAGAGCAACACCAAUACGAGCACCGGCUUUGGCGCGAAUCAACCCCAAACCCAGAGCACUAGCGGUUUUGGCAGCAAUACUGGCAGCUCGCUGUUCGGCGCGAACAAGCCAGCAGGCGGUGGUCUCUUCGGCUCGAACCAGACUUCGGGAACAGCAACCGGAGGCUUUGGCAACACAACAUCUGGCAGCACUGGUGGCCUGUUUGGUGGUGGCGGUACUGGCUUCGGUGCGAGCAACCAAACCCAGAACUCAGGAGGCUUGUUUGGGAACAACCAGCAACAGAACAAGCCGGCCUUUGGUGGAUUUGGAGCCAGCAACAACAACACGUCAACCGGAUUUGGCGGCGCGUCGAACACUGGUGGCGGCUUGUUUGGCAGCAAUACCAACAACAACACGAGCACGGGAGGUGGGUUGUUCGGCUCAAACAACCAACAGCCCCAACAACAACAACAAAGCAAUCCAUUCGGUGGCAGCACGAACACUGGUGGUGGGCUCUUCGGAGGCAACCAGAGCAAGCCUGCAACAGGUGGACUUUUCGGUAGCAGCACCAACACUGGCAACACGGGCGGCGGACUUUUUGGCUCGAACAACAAUCAGCAGCAACAACAGUCUGGUGGUUUGUUCGGUUCAAAUGCCAACAAUCAGCAAGGUGGCGGUCUCUUCGGCGGCAACAACCAGGCUAGAGCUCCAGCAGCAGGAGGUCUUUUUGGGGGCAGCACUUCCAAUACCGGUACAGGAGGAGGCCUGUUUGGUGGACAAAACACCCAGCAACAGCAAUCUGGUAGCAGCCUUUUUGGCGGAGGCAACACGGGCGGUUCCUCGCUGUUCGGUGGAAACAACCAAAACAAGCCUGCUGGCGGUAGCCUGUUCGGAGGCAAUACGAGCACUAACACUAGCGGUGGACUAUUUGGCAACGGUGGUCAGAACAAUCAGAACCAGCAAAACAACACUGGUGGAGGUCUGUUUGGCGGAAGUCUGGGACAGAGCAACAACAACCAGCAACAGAAUGCGAACUCUCUCUUCGGCGGCACUAGCUUCGGCGGCCAAAGCCAGGCUCCUCAACAGAACCAGCUGCACGCCAGUCUCACCAUGUCGCCCUACGGCAACGACCAGCUCUUCAGCUCAGUUGGCCAGAGCUCAGCUUCUGUUGGACCCCUUGUCACCCCAUUGCAUGGCGCCCGUCCCGCUCAAUCCAAAGCGCCCAGCUUGCUGUCAAGCACGCGACUCAAUUCUCCGGUCUACACACCUCGAGCGAGCUCCUUCAAUCGUGGAGGCACCUACGGUCUCAACUACUCUUCCACCCUUACGACGCCGGGAUCUGCCUACUCGAUCAGCCUGACUCCACAGCAGAGCAGUCUUUUGAAGCCGACAGGCAGCCUGGGCAGUGCGCUAUCUAGCAAGCUUGCUAAGAGCAUGAGCACGAGCAAUCUGCGUGGGGAUGGAACGCCUCGAGAGGGCGAGAGUUUGCUUCGUCCAACUCCAGGCGGCGGAUCACGCAGCUUUCUUAAGUCUGGCAGUAUGCGAAAAUUGACCAUCAAUCGCGAACUGAGCAGCAGACUGUUUGACUCGCCAUCCGAGCAGCGGCAGAUUGAGCCUGCUCGUGGUGGUACAGAGUCUGAGGGAUCGAGCCUUAAGAAGAGAGUGAGCUUCGACGACACGGCGGAGCGUGAGUCCAUAUCUGCGCCGAGCGAGUCGAAUGCUCUGGUGCGGACGGAAGAUGACGAGGCCGAGGAGCCCAAUGCUCUUUUUCGGGCGAAGCCUGGUGCGAGGUCUCACGUCAAUGGUACGCCAGAAAUGCAACAGGUCAACGGAUCUCCGUUGUCCACCGUGCCCGAGAAUACCGUAGCGCAGCGGUCGAAGUCAGUACCGACAACGAACAAGAAGGCCGCAGAAAAUGAUGCUGUCGAGGAGGAAAUCGUUGUUGGUGAUUACUGGACGAAGCCGGCCAUCAAGGACCUGAAGAAUAUGUCCCGGACGCAAUUGUCCAAGAUUGGGAAGCUGACCGUUGGCUGCAAGGGAUUGGGCUCAGUGGACUUUGGCCCAUGCGACCUCUCGAGCACCAACCUUGACGACAUUUGCGGCAAGAUUGUCAAGUUCAGCAAGCGCUCGGUUACCGUCUACCCGGAUGAGAGCACUAAGCCGUCCCGUGGCCAGGGUCUCAAUGUACCUGCUACUAUUCAUCUCCAUAACUCCUACCCCAGCGACCGCCACCAUCGUCGCAAGAUUCAGGAGGGCAGUACCACAGCGUAUGAGAGGCACGUCGCCCAGCUCAAGAAAUUGAGGAACACCGAGUUCGUGGACUAUGAUAUCUCCACCGCGACGUGGACGUUUCGUGUCCAGCACUUUACGACGUACGGGAUGGAAGAGAGCGAUGACGACGCAGAAUACUCGGAAGAGGACGCGGACGUCCAGCAAGCGUCGAGCGGUUUGAGUGAGCUCCCCGAGGAUGAAACAAUGCAGAGCACGGAGAUGGCCGCAAACGACGAUGAAUCUUCUCAAGACGAUACAUUCGGCCACAAGAAGCGCUCGUUCCCUGCCAUCCAGGUACCCGGUGGUUUUGAGGAAUCGGAGGUCAUCACCUACGACUACGAUGACUCAAGCGCAGAUGAAGGUGUCGAGGGGCAGUUUAUGAUGUCCGGCGGUCUCGGGGGAGCAGGUGACGACGGUGUCUCCACUUCAAAGGGCGGUGCAGUGCAGCCGCCGUCUCCGGAGGUCCUGCGCCACUCUCAUUCCAGUAUGGCAUAUGAAGACAAUAUCGGCGCUGUUGACAUUGCUGAGCAAAUGCAGGACGAACCGGCAAAGGAAGUUCCUGGCUCAUUCACUAUUGAAGAGCCAAAAUUUCCCCGAUCGAUCCUCAAACCAACCGCCGGUUACUCGACCUUCGCCUCACCAGAAAAGCUGGCUACCCAUUCCUGGGAAGACCAGUUGCAUGCUACCAUCAGCCCGAAGAAGCGAGAUCGUCAGGCCUUGAGAAACAUUCAACAAAGCGUGCUCCGGGAGUCAUCCAGAGACCCAGUUGAGAGCCCAUUCAAGCGCAGCAUGCUCGGCCAGAGCACCUUCGGCCAGAGCGCAUUUGGAGAGAGCUACCUUGUACAGAAGAGCGCGAAGAAGGUCGGUUUUGGUGCAAGCACGCUGGGCGGCAGCAAGAAUGACCUUACCAAGAGCCAAGCUUUCCGUACCUCAAUGGACAUCAUGAAUUCGCUGUGGGCGCAAGAGAAGUCGACCAAGAAGGCCCAUGGCGCCGCAGCAAACGGCUUUGAGGUAUGAUGAUUUGCCCCCUCCCCUUCCCCAAUGCACAUCGUUCAAUCUCUCCCAUCCAUUUGCACCUUGUCAGUUCAUGUUCAGCAUUUGGCUGAGUUGGAGGAUGUUAUGAUAACUUUGGGCGUUCCACUUCCACACCGGCUUGCAUUGAUUCACGAUCCGCGUCGCAUUUUCCCAUUGCAACGUACAUAGCUGAGAAUGAGAAUAGAACCCAUACCCCAAGAAGCCUCGCCUUUCGACCUCCAGCAACCUCAACGAGGAGGAAGCCGCCUUCCACGAAAGCGUCAAGCCUCACUUCGCCAACACUGGCCACAUUAUUUACUCCGUGCCUGGCUCUGCCCGCCAUGUCGAGGCGCCCUUAAUGCCGGCUAUGCAGCCACUGGUAGGGGAGCACAAAGAGGUUCGCUUUGCGAGAUGGAGCGCCAAGGCAGAUGAGCUCAACACAGAAACACUCAGCGCUCAGAAGGACUCGACAGUCUUGCAGAAAGUGAAUGGCUUUCCCUUCGCUUCUCCGGCGGCAGACACGCUUUUCCAGGACCUCGAAACAAAGUCGGUCGACUUGCGCGAGAAAGCCAUCUGGAAGCUUUCAGACAUUCUAUUUGAUACUGUCGUUGUGGCUUGUAAAGAAGUCGCUGGCAACAUGUCUGCAGAUGGCAUGGUGGCAUUCGAGCCACGUCUGCGCAAGGAUACUUUCGCAGUCCUCUGGAACCAGCUUGUGGCGGCCGAUGUUGAGCGGCAGAUCGCGCUUGCGCAGACCAAUGAGGAGAAGGCAUUGUUGCGCUUGACCAUGAAUGACAUACAAGGUGCUGCCGAGCUGCUUGUCGCAGCAAAGGACUUCAAGCUGGCAACUCUUGUUGCCCAGCUUCCUGGCGAUGGGAUCAGCAGAGAUAUGAUGCAUGCGCAGAUCCAAAUCUGGCGCGACCGCAACGACUGGAGCGACAUGUCUGAGCCAAUUAGGGCUCUCUACACCCUCACCGCCGGAGAAGUUUGUACUGUCGCUGGAAAGAAUGGACCGGCCGAGCACCGUGCGAGUACCUUCAGCAUAUGCGAGCGCUUCGGCCUCGACUGGAAACAGAGCUUCGGAUUGCGAGUCUUCUUUGGGGGCUACUACAGGUUAGAAGAUGCUGUCGAGGCUUACAUCAAGGCCUUGCAAGAAGGCCACGAAAAAGUACUCCCGACGCCAUCCUGGGUCCAGGGUCUAACUGAAGGAGAAGGCAGAGAAGACACUCUCCUGGGUCUCCUCCGUCUGUCUGUAUCAAAUACGGACCUUGAGGCGCUAUUUGACCCCAAAACCGUCUCUGGCAGCGCGGUCGAUUCUCGUGUCGCUUGGCAACUAGCCACCUACCUCCGAGCAAAGGGAUACGCAGCUGCGUUGCCCGAAGAAAAGCUCGAUCAACUCACGCUGGGUUUCGCAGCUGAGUUGGAGGCUGCUAACACAUUCGUCACUGCCGUUUGGGUGUUGCUCCACCUUCACAAUGAAGCAGACCGUCGAAAGCUCGUUGCAGACCUGCUAUUCCGGAACGCCAAGAACAUUAGCGAUCCAAAGUAUGCGGAAGCAGAUCCCGAUGGCACUUGGGAGCGACUGGCUGACAACCUCGCCAUACCUGAGGAGCUGCUCUGGCGAGCUAAAGCGCAACACGCCCGAGCUGAGCAGAAUGAUGCUCCAAUGCAAGCGAAGUUCCUCCUACACGCGGGUGCCUACGACGAGGCCCACCAGGUUCUUCGUGAGGUCAUUGGACCUCAGGCUGUUAUUGAAGAGGAAUUUGAUGUGCUGUCGGUGCUCAUCAACGACUUCGUCGGCUUACCGGAAGAGGACCAUCCCGCGGGCUGGGAAGCUGGCGGUAUGGUCUACUCGGACUUCGUCACUCUGCAGGAGAUGUCUACUGCACGUAAGAACAGCAAAGCAGGAAAGCAUCUCAUGGAGAGGUUGAGCAAUGGACUUCAGAACAUGAAGAAUGCGGAAGGCAAGAGGACCUUGGAGGCUAUGGUUGCCAUUGUCGAGAUGGAGAGGGUGCUGAAGGAAGAAAUGCGCGAUGCUGGGGUAAACAUGCCGCAGGGGCAUUCGAGUAUGAUGGACGUCGAUGGCGUCACGGGGCCUGACAACGAUGCUGGUAUGGAUGCAUUCCUGAGAUAUAAGGCGGCGAUGGGUGUUGUUGCUUGA
Molecule: messenger RNA, 6373 nt
Organism: Lecanosticta acicola
Lineage: Eukaryota; Fungi; Ascomycota; Dothideomycetes; Mycosphaerellales; Mycosphaerellaceae
Source: the annotation of a GenBank genome assembly